Messenger RNA from Trichobilharzia regenti, 860 nucleotides. The record is from the annotation of a GenBank genome assembly. Lineage: Eukaryota; Metazoa; Platyhelminthes; Trematoda; Strigeidida; Schistosomatidae.
AAAAAUUCAAACAUAAACCAAUCAUGGUGUUUUGUCCGUAGGAUAAUAAGAUGAUGAAUAUAAAUUGUGCAAUUAGUCAAUAUAGUAGUAGUAAUAAUAAUAGUAGUCUUAUCAAUAAUAAGGAUCAAAAAGUGAGGCAAUCUCUUGGUGUUUCCAAAGACCUCAAUGUAAGGGCGGAGAAACUAAUGACCAACUCCCUCAAAAAACUGAACAUCAACCACGUAUGAGUCCAUGAAACCAACGGGUACCAAUACUACACGUCUUUACGGUCUACCAAAAGUGCACAAACCGGGUCUUCCUCUUCGCCCUGUUUUAGAUAUGUAUAACUCUCCAUUUCACGGAACAGCGAAGCUGUUAGUGAAGAUUCUGGGUCCUUUGCACAGAGAAAUCGUGCAACGUCGAAUUAGUGAUGUCUUCGACUUUAUUUCUAAAAGAUCCGAGACUAAUGUGAGGUAUAAACGCAUGUUAUCCAUGGAUGUAUCAUCACUAUUCACUAAUGUACCGCUUAUGGAAACAGUAGAUUAUAUUUGUCAAGAAAUCACCGAUAGGCAAUUAGACUUAGGAAUUCCCUUGUGUAGCCCCAAAAAAUUACUUCUUAAAUGCACAACGAAUGUUCACUUUUUCUCCAAUAAUUUAUACUAUCGACAGGUAGAUGAAAUAGCUAUGGGUUCACCAUUAGGCCCAAUAUUAGCUGACUUCUUUCUUGCAAAACUUGCAAACGUGAAAUUGAAGGACAUCAUCAAGGAGUUUGAUGUGUAUUGCCGAUAUGUCGAUGAUAUAUUUAUCUUAGCUGAUGGGAACUGUUGCUGAAACUCAACAAUAUCCACCCCUCGCUUACCUUUACUUGUGAAGAGGAGCAG